Molecule: messenger RNA, 6052 nt
Organism: Rhinolophus ferrumequinum (greater horseshoe bat)
Lineage: Eukaryota; Metazoa; Chordata; Mammalia; Chiroptera; Rhinolophidae
Gene: NUCKS1
Product: nuclear casein kinase and cyclin dependent kinase substrate 1
Exons: 7
Coding region: 194-925 (243 amino acids)
Biological process (GO): interstrand cross-link repair; double-strand break repair via homologous recombination
Cellular component (GO): cytoplasm
Molecular function (GO): single-stranded DNA binding; double-stranded DNA binding
Source: RefSeq, a predicted model, not a curated record
GAGACGGGGGAGCGGGGGGCUCGUCUGAUUACGGGGCCCUGGACCUAGGAGCGACAGAGUUUGAGAAGCCAGCAGCUCGGGGUUCGGCGGCAUCGGCCCCCUUGGCCGAAGUUGGGGGGGGGCGCCGAGCGCGCGGGGUGGGGGGGGGUCCUGGUCUUUGGCUUCUCAACUCGGUCCUGUUUCGACAGCGAACAUGUCUCGGCCUGUCAGAAAUAGGAAGGUCGUUGAUUAUUCACAGUUUCAGGAAUCUGAUGAUGCUGACGAAGAUUAUGGAAGAGAUUCAGGUCCUCCAGCUAAGAAAAUUCGAUCAUCUCCCCGAGAAGCUAAAAAUAAGAGGCGAUCUGGAAAGAAUUCACAGGAAGAUAGUGAGGACUCAGAAGAAAAAGAUGUGAAGACCAAGAAAGAUGAUUCUCACUCAGCAGAGGACAGUGAAGAUGAAAAAGAAGAUCAUAAAAAUGUGCGCCAACAACGGCAGGCAGCAUCUAAAGCAGCUUCUAAACAGAGAGAGAUGCUCAUGGAAGAUGUGGGCAGUGAAGAAGAAGAAGAAGAAGAGGAUGAGGCACCAUUCCAGGAGAAAGAUUCCGGCAGCGAUGAAGAUUUUCUAAUGGAAGAUGACGAUGAUAGUGACUAUGGCAGUUCAAAAAAGAAAAACAAAAAGAUGGUUAAGAAGUCCAAACCUGAGAGAAAAGAAAAGAAAAUGCCCAAACCCAGGCUAAAGGCUACAGUGACGCCAAGUCCUGUGAAAGGCAAAGGGAGAGUGGGCCGCCCCGCAGCUUCAAAGGCCUCAAAGGAAAAGACUCCUUCUCCCAAAGAAGAUGACGAGGAACCGGAAAGCCCUCCAGAAAAGAAAACAUGUGCAAGCCCUCCACCUGAGAAGUCCGGAGAUGAAGGGUCCGAAUAUGAAGCCCCAUCUGGGGAGGAUUAAAAGUGAUGGUGGUUUGGGGAGAGAUUUUAUUAAAAAAAGAGGGGGAAAAAAGGAAAAAAAGAAAACCUUCUUAAGAUAGAACAUGGUUUUGGCUAUGGCUUGACUCAUGGGCUUUCAGUGCUUUUUUUCCUUUUGUUAAAAGUAAUAUUUUCUCUCUCUUUUUUUUUAAGGAAACCAUUGUAUGUUUAAUUUACCUUUUUGUCUAUUAGUCUUCUCUUUGCCACCACCCUCUCUUCCCCCCCUUCCCAAUGAAAGCCAUGUCAAAUUAAUCACUGGAUUGACUGCUUCAUCUUUUUAUUUUUAAUGGAAGGUAUACCACAGUUGUAAAACAAUAAGAUUUGAAAUGAACACUAUGGAAAUGUUGCUUUUUGCUAAACAGUAGCAAGUUGAGCAGUAAUCAAAAACAUAGAAGGGUUUUAGUUUAAAAUGAUUUUCUUUCUCUACUUGGACUUUUUUUUUAAAUCAGUUGUCAUCUAAUACAAGUUUAUAUAUCUAUAUACGCAAAUAUAGAUGUCUAAAAAAAAUCAUGACUAAACUUCCACUGAUGGGGCAGGUAGGAAAAGAUGAAUUCUGAAUUGUUACUAAAAGUAUCCAUAUUUUUUACCUUGGGGGCAGAACAGGGAAUGGGGUUACCUGACCUUGUUUGAGGGUGUGGUUUUUGGGCGUAUUUUUUCCAUCACUUGUUAUCUCAAAGAGACUCAGAGCCAGUGGUCCUUUUAUCCUGCUACAUUCUUUAAGGAACUUGAGAAAAAAAAAAACAAGGGCCGCCAAAUCUUAAAUCACUCUUGAUUUCCUAUUUCAUUCUCUAAUGAUUCAUGUUUUAAAAUAUAUAUGUAUCUGUUGUUUCUUGGAUAAAAUUUUACCAAGGGUCAAAAAAUAACCCUAGGAUUUAAAUGGCAAGAACUAUACAUCACAGUGGAUGUCUUCUCAAACUGACAAUGUUUAGGUUUUAAGCAAAUAAAGUACCAGUUAAUGUGAAACUCAUUCACAAAAGACUUGAGAUGUUUCCUUUAUAAAAACAAUUGAAAUUCUUUUAUGCCAUAAAAUGUGCAUUAAGAUCUCAUGAACCAUGCUCAGUUUUUAUUGGGAAUAGAAUAUUUUUCCUAUUCAUACACCUGUCUGCCCAUUUCUUUAUAGCAGCAUGGGAUGAAGUGCGUCUCUCGGCUUCCUGCUACUGAGUAGGAUCCCACUGCACACCGUCCCCUGGUGCCUACCAGCCCUGCUAUAGGACAUGCCUUCUCCUGGCCCUGGCUCCAUUACUUCACAUCCUGUGCUUGAUGGGAGUGUGUUAAAUGCUGCUUCCGCACUAUUCAGUUUGCUUUUGUCUUUUUACUGGUGCCCCUGCUUACUGCUCAUAUUGCUUAAAGCGGGAAUUGAAGGGGCCCAGCAGGGCUAGAGAAAGCAUACAUUCAGGAGGCCUAUGUGCAGUUGGUAACAGACUUUUUACAUGCCUUAUGAGAACAGUCGGCUUAGAUCUGUUAAGUCUGAUCCUCCAUAUUCUGUUACCAUGAGCUUCUGGAAGCAAAGGAUAGGGGCCAUCGUGUGCUAAGAAGUUGAAAAAUUAGUGCAGUUUAACCUGCCUUUAUCUAGAUUUGCUUCCUGAAUAUCUUAACGUGUGUGGUUUACUUUCUUUUAAUUACAGCAUUUUUUUUUUUCAGACAACAUGGCUUUCUUGCAGAUGUUCCUAGAACAAAAGGUUAUUUAAGGAAUAUUUUUACUCUGAUUUUUAAGACACUUUAAGGAAUACUCUUACUCUGUUAUUUAAAAUAAAAAACACCCAGAAGCAGAGAGUCAUUUCACUGUUGCACUAUGUGUUAAAGAAUGAAUUUGAAGAUUUUAGUACUUGGCCAAAAAUGCAAAGCUUGAACAUAAGUAGCAGUUGGAUUGUUAUCUUUCAUGAUGGUUAACUAUCGUUGUGAACUCGGUAAUGAGGGUGUUUGCUUUAGUGGGUUUGUUCAGGUAUCCAAUUUUAACAAGGUUUGUGUUCAUAUAGUAGGAUCAGUGUUUCCACCAUGCACUUCUAUUUUUAGGGGUUUAUAACUUUAAGUCUUACAUUCCUAGUAACAUUUGGGCUUUUGUGAAUAUUGUGGGGAAAGGGGUCUUUUAAAACUUUAGCUUCAGUACGCUAUGUAACACAGUCUCUUUAAUAUAGUAAUCUGCACUGACAACUCUGAUCCGCGCACAUUCUGUAGAGGCCAUCUUGUCUUCUAGGUUACUCGUGUGCAUUUGGUUGGGCUUUUUGUUUGGGAUCCCUUUUUAAAAAAUUAAUUCAUGGGAUUAAAAAAUGUAUUAUAUAUUUCUAUUAGACUGGACAAAAGAAUCUAUGUCCCCAAGUGAGACAGGCUCUGAAUGACCUUUGUUUUCUCCACUUUGUAUUGAUGAUUUAAAACACUCUGGUCUUCCCCUCAAAUCAUGCAUGCAAAUAGGAGGGCAGCUGUGGUGUCUCAACUGGAAACAGGUGCUCACUAGUCAGGCUUGAUAGUGAUGUCAGGACGGCUUACAAGCCAUAAACUGCUAGCGGCUGGCAUCGGUAGUGCCCUUGCCAACUCCCUCCUUUUCUCUAGUGUGCCUCUGGUGAAAUGGCAAUAGCGUUCACUGUCGUGUUUUGCAGUGCUCAGGAAAUGGGACAUUAACUUGGAUGGUUCUUAUUGGUGUUGAGUGAAUUCUCUGUGUUAGCUCUAUGAGGUUUACCUCGGAACAUGGAUUUCGGCAGCUAUGCUGACUGACACUACAUGCUAGCUCUUAAGAUUUUUUUUUUCCUAGACUUCCCAACUAGACAUAGUAAGUUACUAGGGUAGCUUACAUCUUAUUAAAUCUAUUAUUAAAUCUUAUUAAAUCUAUCUGUAACUUGCUGCUGCUUUUAGCCCUCCCCACCACAGAUUGGAAUAAAUGGAGCGGGCCCAAAGGAUACGUUUUAAUUUCAGUAAUGGUACAUUUGUCCUUUCUAAAAACAUCUCGCCCUUUCAUUUCUUCACUCGCUACUGAGUCCAUAAAGGAAAAUGAAUGGGUGUGUCCUCCUUAGGGAGGUAAAAGAGUGGACGUCUUUUAAUCUGGAAGAAUAGUUGAUUUCCCAUGAAGGAGCUUUGAUACUGAUUUUUCUGUCAUGAUAACUGGUUUGCCCUACGUUCAAUCCUCAAUUCAAUACUUAUUCUUGGUACUGGUUCAAAUAGCAUUUUCUCAUAAGUCACUAGUAAUCAAGAGUAGAAUUUGAAGUUACCAUCCAGUAAAGUUUUUGCCACUCUUAGGGAUAGUUUGCUAAACUGAACUGGAUACUUUUAAAAAAUAAUAUUUUUUAGCCGUGACCAUUCAAAUAACAAGUAGAUUUUAGAGCACUGGUUGGGGAAACGGGAUAGUGCUUUUCUUUAAGCAAACCAGUUUAGGAGAUGCUUGAGAGUGGGAGAAAGGCAGGCGCAGAAGUUAAUGCCUGGAGCAACAGGGAGAGCUUUAUGAAAGCUCUGGUGGCCAUUGUCACUGCUGCAAAGAAUGGGAGUGUCUGCAUCACCAGUAGCUGCACUGAAGCAGAAACUGUCAGCCCAAUUUGGAAAGGAAGAAACCUGGGCGCUGGUGUUUCCCGCAUUCUGACUUAGACACUUAAACAGAACCAGUAAUACACAUUUCCUGCCACAGGACAGGAAAACUGACAAGCCGGUUGCUCUUCAGGUUAAAAAAUUGUCAUUUUCUCUGUGCUUGGAGCUGGAUUAUUUGGAAAGGGAAUUAGUUUCUUGUUUGAAUAUUUGGACAUCGAACUAUAGCCAAAUUUCAAUCUGCAACCCAUUUUCCCUUUCUCUUGGGAGAAACUUGAUGCAAGGUGACUCUGAAUCCCAAGUCCCUAAGCUACACCUUUUUUUCAAAACCUAAUUCACAAAAUUCACAGUGGUGCUGACUGUGUAUUAACCACUAUUGGGAAAAGUCCCAUAAAACCUGCCUGUUGCCAUGCCAAUGGAGUGACUGAACUGGUGACAUCUGUUUGAGCAUGCUUUGUGUGGCUGGUGGAAUGCCACCAUUGUGCGUACACUUUGUACAUCAGGGGUGAAGGGAGGGUUUUCUAGAUUUAUGGGGGGAGAGUAAAAUGGGGAUUUCUUUUUUCUUUUUCAAGGGGGUGUAGGGGUAUAGUUCUCAGCUUAUGCCCUAAAUAACAUGUAUAAAACCCCCUGAAGUAUUGCGUGGGUGUGUGCGAGAGAGUGUGUAUAUGUCUGGCAAACCUUUGUCUUCUGGAAAUUAGUGAAUUCUUUUUCCUCCAGAAGUAUUUGUUACAAGAUUUGUAAAUAAGAGCUCUACUUAGUUUUGUUUACCAUGAACAUGUUGCAGCAAACCUUAUACACCUAGUUACUGGAUUUAAGGAAAGACUUGCCAGGUUAAGCAGCAGCCAAGUUGUCAAUAAUUGCUUGCCUUGAUUCAGACUUCAUUUUGCCAGCUCUAAAAUUCUCAGUCUUCCUUAAUUUUAGUCCUUCAUGUUUUACGUUCUGAGCAGGAAGUGUAAAAGAGGAACCUGCUUACAUGUAUUUAAUUAUAAGUCCAUGGGCUGAGACCAGGGCAUCCUUUUCUUAAUACUGCAAUGUUGCUAAGAUACGUGAUCAUACACCAGAGGGUUGGGCAUUCUUGCAAUACCUUAACAGUGCUGAAAUCUGCAGCAUGGUACUAAGGAAGGUAAAGUUUGAAUGUAACCACUUUAUUUAAAAAGUUUUAAUUUAAAUGAAAUGGGAUCGAAGUGAACAUGAUUUUGUUGACCAUGUUCGUGAAUUAUAGAUGCAACAUGCAUUGGUAGACUUGUGUGGUGGUCUUUUGUGAUACUUAAUUUUUACAUAUCCCCGUCUGUAUGUAUCUGCAUAGACAAAGAAAAAACAACCCCUGCUUUCUUUUAUUGAAGGGUUUCCAGGACUGCGUGUCUGCUCCUGAGCUCUGUUUUAAGUAUGUGUAUCCUUUGCUUGUAUUUUGUAUUAAAAAAUAAGAAAAAAGAACCCUUUAUUGUUGAGCAUGUUGGCAUUGUCCCCUUUAUUUUUCUUUUUUUUUUUUCCUCUUUUUGGGACAUAUGAAACAAGUUAUUCUUUUUCUGUAUCUUUUUUUUUCUUUUGUAAACUUUUUUUGUUUUGUUUAAAAAUGGCUUUAUAAAAGGGCUUUUAUAACCCA